Racocetra persica is the source of this 678-nucleotide messenger RNA. NCBI's taxonomy places the organism in Eukaryota, Fungi, Glomeromycota, Glomeromycetes, Diversisporales, Gigasporaceae. The record is from the annotation of a GenBank genome assembly.
AUGAAAUUUUCAAUUUUCAUUUGGGUUGUAUUGGCUUUUGCAUUAACCAUUAAUGGCUCACUAGUUAAUCUUAAAAGAAGACGAUUCGGUCAGGAGCAUUCUUCUAAAGCUGAAGGUUUUUAUAAUUGCGUGAAUGAACAAGCCCAAGGUACUGGACUUGAAGCCGAUGCUGGAGCUUUAGUGAAUAUAACUGUUUUUGCUCUUUUAGCCAAAGCUGGUCCAUGUGAUCAGCAAGAUGCUGCUGACAAAUGUAUUGACCUUGCUGAUAGAAUUGAAGUAGCAUUACAAAAUAAAACUAGAAGAGAUGUUCUUACAGAGUGUUGCAAAAAAUAUCGACAACUUGAACGUAACACUAAUGGUGUUGGUGUACAAUCACCAAAUUGUACUAGACCACCAAGACACAAAGAACUUGAAGGAUUAGUACAAGCUCAAGAUCCAACUGGAUUAAAAACAACUGCUGGAUUUCCAAAAGAACCCGAAACUAAAACGCCUAUUCCAACAACAACGAAAAAAUCGAAAAGGACUAAAUGUACUAGCCAAACAACAGAAAAGCCGAAAAGGACUAAAUGGACAAGCCAAACAGCUGUCAUUCCGACAACAACACAAAAGCCGAAAAAGCACAAGUGGACUAGCAAAACUUCAGUCACCCCAACAACGACAGCUAAUAACGACAACUAA